AUGCGCGGUUACAACCGCACGGGCGAGUGGCCAGAGCCCAUUCUCACCAGCCCUGCCCCGCAGCGGCGUGAAGAAAAUUCUGAAGUUUAUGCAUGUGAAGGCGAUGCCAGCCGCGCCACUGGCACGUCGGUCGCCACUGUCACCACGUCUCUCGCCGCGGUGGAGCUCUGCGACGAGGACGUGGCAAUGCGCUGCUCUGCUCAAAGCGAUGCUGGCUCUGCUGCCGACCCUGAGUGGGAGGCAGUGCUGGCGCAGCUGCUAGCAGAGGAAGCAGAGGAAGAGGAGCUCUGCUGCCGCUUCGAGCGCCGUGGUGACGACUCCGACGACGGGUGGGACAACUACAGUGAGGAGGAGGAGGAGGAUGCUGUGCAGGGUGUGGCUGGGAAGGUGGACGAGUCGCUCGAGCGUCGGGACGAGCGGGCUUGCGCCACUGGGCUCGAACCACGCCUGCACCUUGGUCUUGACCGCGCGGACGCCGCCGUCCUUAUGCAGGCUGGCCCAGCCGUACUGUUCCGAGCCGCCGAGGUCGAGGCGGAGAAGCGCGCCAAGGGCAAGAAGGGCAAGAAGAAGAAGAAAAAAGGCGGCGGGAGCGGCGGGGCUGGGCCGUCGCAGGAGUCCGAGGCGCCGGCGGAGGCAGCCGCAGCCAAGCCCGCGCCGUUGGACAGGGAGGGGCUGCUCAAGCUUCUCGCGGAGCUCCACGAGGACAGGAUUCGGUUCGGCAUCACGCCGGAGACGUCGGGCCAGGGCGCGGGAGGCGGCCUAGCCCGCGCGCAAGGACAGCUGGCGCAGUGGUAG
Molecule: messenger RNA, 795 nt
Organism: Emiliania huxleyi CCMP1516
Lineage: Eukaryota; Haptophyta; Isochrysidales; Noelaerhabdaceae
Exons: 4
Coding region: 1-795 (264 amino acids)
Source: RefSeq, a predicted model, not a curated record